AUGAUUCUAAAUUUAGAUAUCAUAAAAGAAGAAAUUGAUGAGUAAGAUGAAUAAAAGUCUUUUUAGAAAAUCCAAUAUCCUUUAUUACAAGAUGAUAGCAAAUUUGAAAAUGAAUAAUUUAUUCCAGAUGAAAUAAUAGAAGAAGAUGAUAACAAUAGGGAAUCAAAUAAAGAAAAUAUAUAAUAGAUGGCAUCUAUGGUAUUCAUUGGCUUAGGAGGAUUUUACACAGAUUAAGCAAUUGAUUUUUAGGAAACAAAGCCUUAAAAUUAUUAAUAUAGAAGACUUACAAUAUAUUCUAAUUUUACAUAGAUUUUUAGAUCAAGUGAAGUCGAAUUAGACAAUUUAGAAAAUUAGAAUAGAAAUUUAUUUGAAAACUUUUCAACUUUUGCAGCAUGUUCUAUACUCAUAUAUCAAACAAUUAAUAAUGCUAUGAUACCUGCUUGGAUUAUGACAAUACCAUUAGAUAAAGUAUUGAAUAUAUAUAUAAAAUAUAGUAUUUGAGAAUAACUUGGAGAUUUUGGAUUUAGAGUAUGUUUUUGAUUCCUAUAAUGAUGUAUGAAUAGAGAACUGGAAGUUAAUAAGUUAAAUCGUAAUACGAAUUUAGAUAUAUAUUUUAAUGGGAAAAUAUGAGAUAACUUUAUUAUGCAAGUAUAAGUCCAACGAUAGCUUCCACAAUAUUUUUAUUUUGUUUUGAUUAUAAUUAUAUUGCCACUAUUUUUAUAUUGGGAUCAUAAACAAAUUUUUGGUUAUCAGUUGUACGUGUCUCAAGUUAGAAUCAUAUUUUAGAAAAAAGAGGGUAGAUAUUUAGUUUUUUUGGGUAUAAAUUGAAAUAAUAAGAUUUUUGUUGAUUGUUGUUGAAUCUAUGAUAAUGAAUAAUUAAGGAAUACCAAUAAAAGCAUCUAAUUAUAUUAAUACUUCAGUAUUCACCUAAAUUCCAUAAUUAAAAUUAUUGAUUGGAACUAUAGUGCCAGUAUUUAUAUAUUAAUAAUAAACAAUUAGUUUACAUCUUCAUUACUAUUAGCAAGAAGUUCUAUAUUUAAUUUAAGAGUAAGAAAUUCAUUUCCAAUAUACUUGAGCAAUUAUUUUAUAGCAAUAUUUGUUAGUUUCAAUAUGUUUAUAGUUGCAUAUUUCGUUGAUGGAAUUUCUUUAGAUGAUAAUUCAUAAUUUGGAGUUUUUGGAUUAUUUACAAAUUAGAAGUUUAUAGAAUUUUUGUAAUUUAUAAAUAAUAUAAAAAUAGUUAUAAUUCCUUAAUUAUAAUUAUAGGAAUAUCAAUUUGUUCUAUAAUCACAGUUUAGUUAUUUGAUCCUUUAACUUUAGCUAUUUGUAAUCUUAUUGAACCAUUACUAACCUCUGUACUACUCAAAUUUACAGGUGUUCAAUAUUAUCCUGAUGGUUUGACUUAUUUAGGGUAUUUUUGGUUACAAUUUGGAUAAUUGUUGAUUAUAAUAGGUUAAGAUUUACAUAAAAAGUAAUUGGAAAUGAGUGUUAAACUGAAUAUAUAAUGUAAGCAUUCUUUAAGUAAGAAGACAUUGUGA
This is a messenger RNA of Paramecium pentaurelia, 1535 nucleotides long. NCBI's taxonomy places the organism in Eukaryota, Ciliophora, Oligohymenophorea, Peniculida, Parameciidae. The record is from the annotation of a GenBank genome assembly.